This is a messenger RNA of Lytechinus variegatus (green sea urchin), 2143 nucleotides long. RefSeq lists its product as uncharacterized. The record is from RefSeq and is a predicted model, not a curated record. The transcript has 8 exons. Bases 119 to 1336 code for a protein of 405 amino acids. NCBI's taxonomy places the organism in Eukaryota, Metazoa, Echinodermata, Echinoidea, Temnopleuroida, Toxopneustidae. Gene Ontology annotation, molecular function: calcium ion binding.
AUUUCGUUUUACUGUAAGAAUAUUUGAAAUCAACGGAGAGGUAGCUACUUUUGACAUCAGUCUCCUUGAUCCAUUCAGUAAUAGCUACGCAUCCUUAUCUACAUCGAUUCAACAGAGUAUGUACAACCUAUUUCAUCCUGCAACCAAGAGUGUGGUAACAACGACAAUUGUAUCUUAUGCAAAUGGGAGCAGUGCCUCUGGUGCAGACGGGAGUAUUUAUGCUGUUUAUGACGUGCAUUUCAACACAUCACGGACAUCAUUAGAUGUGCUAACAAUGCUUCAAGAAGAGUUGAUACGAAGCAACUAUCUUCUCAAUGCUGAUGGCAAUAAUAAUCUGUACUUAAGCCCAAGACCCCAGGAUGCUGCUGACGUGAAUGCAAUUGACGAAUGUUUGUUGGGAGAGGAUGAUUGUUCAGCUAAUGCAAGGUGUACUGAUCUGAACGAUGCCGGUGGGUUCAGCUGUGCUUGCGAUCCCGAAUAUGAAGACAUCCUUCCUGAGCUACCAGGGAGACUAUGCACCCUAAUUGUCACGAAUGGCACAAAUUCGACCGAUUUUACCACUACACUGCCCACCAACACUGUCUCGCCGUCAUCUUCUGCAUCACUCGAUGUAACCAGCGGCACAAAUGGGACUGAUUCCACCACUUCAGCGGUCAGCACCACUGUCUCAUCAUCGCAAACAAGUUCCACAUCACUAGAAACUUGGCAGAUUGUAGUAAUUUCGAUCGGAUGUCUAUCUGCAGGUCUCCUUCUUGCACUGUGUUGCUGCUGCCUAUUCUUAAUUCCUUUACGGCGUCGACGUUACAUGAAUCAGAAGCCAGAGGAAUCAAUGAUAUAUAACUACGCAAACCAUCAAAUGAUCGAGCCGGCUGCGUUCUUUGCCCGAAUAUACGAAGGAUCCUUAAAUGAAACAUCAGACUUCCCAAGCGUCCGAACAAGAAGUAGCAGACCAUUUUCAGAAUCCGUGGUUUCUAAUCCUAUAGCUGUAGCUGAACCGUUAUCAUCCCAUGAUCCUCUAGUGUAUGACGUCACUGAGAGGGAUUAUAUCACGGAGAGUGUGCGCCACUAUGCAGUUGAUCCAAGGGAGACGUCCAUAAGGGAAAGUUUUAAGCGGGUUCUAAAUGAUGUUUUAGCGAGGGGCCCUCCGGAUCAGAGAGGCCCGCGUGCCAGGGUUCCCGAUCAUUUAGCGGCAUUCUUGGAGGAAAGUAGAUCAUCACCAAUAAACGAUGGAAUUAUCAACAAUACCUUCGAUGAUGUCGAAUCACCGCCACAGGGUAGAAAACCAAUCACCCCGAAUAUGUUCUUUGCAAGAAUGAUUGAUGGUUCCGAGUCAUAACGGUUGCAGCACGCAUUGAGCUACAUGUAUGUGGAACAUGAUGCGAAGGAAAUGUAUUAUUUAAACAUGUGAAAAUAAAUUGUUCGUUUUAAAAUGGCUGAGUAGAAUGAAGGGAAAAUGUAGCUUCUCGAAUUUUAUCGUAAUAACAACAGAUACCUCAUCUAUCUGAUGUGUUGGAAUAAUGAAAAAUAAAAUCGAUAUUAUAGUACUAGAAACAUGUAAAAUUAUCCUAAAUUCUUAUUUCAUUUUCUUUAAGAUACAUGUAUCAUGUAAGCUGUAUAAAAAUAUGUAUUAUAUAAAUUUCCCUAUUUAUUCGGACUUGAAUUUUUUUGUUUUUGCUUUGUUAUUAAACAAACAGGGUAGUUGCGUCUGUCCUCAAUAGUACGAUUAAUAUUAUGUGAUCUAUGUUAGAAAAAAAGUAUGUAUAUUACUUCUUACGCAGAAUACCGUUUCGUUAAUAUUUUUUUCAUAUCACACUAUGUUUAAAUAUGUCAUAUAUUGCGUUUUCCAUGAAGUUGAAAUAAUAUUGAUCACAUAAAUUACUACGAAUGCGAAAUUGAAGAAAUAAUUAUGCAUGUGGUAUCUAUGAAAACGCAGUAAGUAAAAUGCAAAAUUAAAAGAAACAUCGAGAAUGUAAUGGAGCAGGAUGUUUGUUUUUCUUUUUAAGAAACCUUUUUCGUGUUUAAAUGGGUUUAUUUUGGUUGAUUUUAAAAGCUGCGAAAGGACCUGUCGAAUUCUGUUUCAGUACUAUAGACACGAAAUAUCUUGGCUUUUUCGUAUGCCAACUUUCGACGUAGGGUGUGCGUU